Molecule: messenger RNA, 997 nt
Organism: Cyprinodon tularosa
Lineage: Eukaryota; Metazoa; Chordata; Actinopteri; Cyprinodontiformes; Cyprinodontidae
Product: zinc finger BED domain-containing protein 4-like
Exons: 2
Coding region: 52-930 (292 amino acids)
Molecular function (GO): protein dimerization activity
Source: RefSeq, a predicted model, not a curated record
GCCAAGUGUCGCAAAAUUGUGGGUCACUUUAGACACAGCGCAGCCAACAGCAUGGAGCUUAAAGCACAGCAAGCAGCCCUGGGACAGCAGCAGGAGCCACUGAUCCAAGACGUGCCAACGCGGUGGAAUUCCACGCUGGAAAUGAUCAAGCGCCUGAACCGCAAUCAAGCAGCAAUUAAAGCAACCCUGGACCAACAACGCCACAAACUGGUUAUGCUGACGCCACCAGAAUGGGACAAACUGCAGAAACUGAGCAAGCUUCUAGAGCCCUGCAGGUAUGUAACUGAGAUUCUGGGUGGGGAGGCCUAUAUCUCCUGCUCAGUAGUACUGCCUGCUCUCCGCCACCUGCGUCAGGUGAUGAAGGUCUCUGAAGAGGACCCUGCAUAUGUGGUGAGCUUUAAGACAAUCUUCAUGCAAGACCUUGCCUCCCGCCAAGAAAAUACUAACAAUGCAUGGCUCAAGCUUGCAACGGCUCUGGAUCCACGUUUUAAAGACUUGAAGAGUCUGCCCAAGUGUGAAAGGGAAGAGGUGUGGACCUCACUUGGAGGCAUGCUUAAUGAACAUUCACCCAGAAGGUCUCUGCUGACUUCUCAAGAUGGACCACCCACGAAGAAAAUUCAUCUUCUACAGAUGGGCUCAGAUUCAGAGUCAGAUGAAGAGGUGCAACCUGACAAAGACAUACACAGGUAUAGGGCAGAGCCAAGCAUAAGUAUGGAGGACUGCCCUAUGCAGUGGUGGGCUGCUCAUUCAGGAGCACAUGACAAGCUGGCACGGCUUGCCCGCAAAUAUCUAGCAACUCCUGCAUCCACUGUUCCCUGCGAACGACUCUUUUCUGUCGCUGGUCAUAUUGUUCAGAAAAAACGGUCCGCUUUGCAUUCAGAAAAUGUUAACCAGUUAGUUUGCCUUAACAACUGGCUAAAAGAUGAAUAAAUAAUAGGUAAAAUGACCUCAUGUAAUUGUUUAAAAGUCAAGUUGUUUGUUUUAAAUGAAAAAAGUU